AAAAAAAAAAAUGUCUGCCGCCGAAGCCCAACAAGUGCAAGAAAGCUUUGAGAAGUUGUCUGUCGACGCCGCUCCAGUUGAGGAAACCCCAGCCACUACCGCUGCCUCUGAAGAAGCCUCCUCUUCCCAGCCAGUCUCCGACAACUCUGCCUCCUUGUACGUUGGUGAGUUGGACCCACAGGUCUCCGAAGCCACUUUGUUCGAAGUCUUCUCUGCCAUCGGUCCAGUCUCCUCCAUCAGAGUGUGUCGUGACGCCGUUUCCAAGAGAUCCUUGGGUUACGCCUACGUCAACUUCCACAACGUCUCUGACGGUGAACGUGCUAUUGAUGAGUUGAACUACUCUCCAAUCAAGAACCGUCCAUGCCGUAUCAUGUGGUCUCAGAGAGAUCCAUCGUUGCGCCGCAACGGUGCCGGUAACAUCUUCAUCAAGAACUUGCACCCGGCUAUUGACAACAAAGCGUUGCAUGACACCUUCUCUGCUUUCGGCAAGAUCUUGUCGUGUAAGGUUGCCACCGACGAAAUGGGCCAGUCCAAGGGUUUUGGGUUUGUCCACUACGACACCGAUGAGGCCGCCACCGCCGCCAUCGAUAACGUCAACGGGAUGUUGUUGAACGACCGUGAGGUUUACGUCGGCCCACACAUCUCCAAGAAGGACCGUGAAUCCAAGAUUGAGGACAUGAAGGCCGUCUUCACCAACGUCUACGUCAAGAACGUUGAUGUCGAGUUCUCCGAGGAGGAGUUCAAGAAGUUGUUCGAGACCUAUGGCGCCAUCACCUCCAUUCACUUGGAGAAGGACGCCGAGGGUAAGUCCCGCGGUUUCGGUUUCGUCAACUUUGAAACCACCGACGAUGCCGCUAGAGCCGUCGACGAGUUGAAUGACAAGGAGAUUAACGGCAAGAAGUUGUACGUCGGCCGUGCCCAGAAGAAGGGCGAGAGAUUGCAGGAGUUGAAGAAGCAGUACGAGGCUAUCCGUAUGGAAAAGCUCUCCAAGUACCAGGGUGUCAACUUGUUCGUUAAGAACUUGGACGACUCCGUUGACGACGAGAUGUUGAAGGAGGCCUUUGCUUCUUUCGGUACCAUCACCUCCGUCAAGGUCAUGUCCGACGAUGCCGGUAAGUCCAAGGGCUUUGGUUUCGUCUGUUUCUCUACCCCGGAGGAAGCCACCAAGGCUGUCUCCGAGAUGAACCAGCACAUGUUGGCCGGUAAGCCAUUGUACGUUGCCUUGGCCCAGAGAAAGGACGUCAGACGCUCCCAGUUGGAACAGCAGAUCCAGGCCCGCAACCAGAUGAGAUUGCAGCAGGCUGCCGCUGCCGGCGGUAUGCCAGGCCAGUUUAUGCCACAGGUCUUUUACGGCCAGCAGCCAGGCGGCUUCAUGCCACCAGGGUCCCGUAGCGGUGCCCCAUUCGGCGGUCCAAACCCAAUGAUGAUGCAGCAGGGCCCAAGAGGCCAGAUGCCUCCACAGGGUCAGUGGCCACGUCCUGGUCCAAACGGCCAGCCAAUGCCAGUCUACGGCAUGCCACCACCUCCUUUCAACCAGGAGUUCAACCGUGGUCCACAGAGAAACUACCAGAGCAGAGGUAACUUCAAGAACCAGCGCAAGGAGGGUGGCUUGGCCGCCGCUUUGGCCCAGGCUGCCCCAGAGCAGCAGAAGAGAAUGCUCGGUGAAGAGUUGUACCCAAAGAUUGCUGCUUCCGGUAAGGCCCAGGACGCCGAAGCUGCCGGUAAAAUCACCGGUAUGAUGUUGGACUUGCAGAACGAGGAAAUUUUGAACUUGUUGGAGAACGAAGACGCCUUCAAGACCCACCUCGAUGAAGCUCUUGCCGCUUACGAGGAGUACAAGAAGACCGCUGAGACCGAAGAGGCUUCCGCUUAAAUCUCGUAUUUUUAUUUUGAUUUGUUUCGUAGUUUUUGUGUCGGUUGGGUUUUUGGAAUUAUAUAUUAUUAAAUAUAAAAAAAAAGACUUAACGUGGAGGUAUGACGCGCCAUAACCGUCUCUUUGGACUAAUCUAG
Messenger RNA from Babjeviella inositovora NRRL Y-12698, 2010 nucleotides. RefSeq names its product polyadenylate-binding protein. Gene Ontology annotation, molecular function: RNA binding. The transcript has a single exon. The record is from RefSeq and is a predicted model, not a curated record. NCBI's taxonomy places the organism in Eukaryota, Fungi, Ascomycota, Pichiomycetes, Serinales. Bases 11 to 1873 code for a protein of 620 amino acids. Gene Ontology annotation, cellular component: ribonucleoprotein complex.